AUGACCCUUGCAGCACACGUUGACGUUAACCAACUAAUUGAGGAUCUACGCAACGACCCCAAGCGUAGAAAAAGUGAACGCCUAUGGACCGAGAAUGUCUCCGGAUCGAUGACCCCGUACUCCACACGAUAUGCUAGUCAUGAGGAAAUUCCUAAAUUCAAGUUGCCCGAGAAGGGUGCGCCGGCGGAGGCAGUGCGUAGGAUGUUGAGGGAUGAUCUGGAUUUGGAUGGGAUUCCAAAUUUGAACCUGGCUAGUUUCGUCGGCACUUACAUGGAACGUGAAGCUGACGAGCUUCUGUUCGAGAAUAUCAGUAAAAAUUUAGCUGAUGCCGAUGAAUACCCGGCCUUGAUGGAGAUGCAUGCUCAUUGCGUCUCAAUGAUAUCUAAUCUCUGGCACGCGCAACCAGGAGAGCACGCGAUUGGAUCUGCAACGACUGGAUCUUCGGAAGCUAUCCUCCUUGGUGGGUUGGCAAUGAAAAAACGCUGGCAGGAGACAAAGAAAGCGGCGGGAAAAGACACCUCGAAGCCGAACAUCAUCAUGGGCGCGAACGCACAGGUUGCAUUGCUUAAGUUCGCUAGGUACUUCGACGUUGAGGCCCGGAUUUUAGACGUCUCUCAGAAAAGCGAGUAUCGGCUUGAUCCAGACCUUGUCAAGAAGAAUUUAGACGAGAAUACAAUCGGUGUCUUCGUUAUUAUGGGCAGUACAUACACUGGCCACUACGAACCAGUGGAAGAGAUCUCAAACAUUUUGGAUGAAUUCGAAGCGAAGACUGGUAUAGAUGUGCCUAUUCACGUCGAUGGUGCAAGCGGGGCCUUUGUUGCGCCAUUCACUUACGCUCAGGCUGGAGGUCCUAAAUGGGACUUUGCACUUCCUCGUGUGAAAUCCAUUAAUACAUCUGGUCAUAAAUUCGGCUUGGUAUAUGCGGGCCUUGGUUGGAUCGUAUGGCGGGAUAGAACGUAUCUGCCAAGCGACCUUAUUUUUGAGCUCCAUUAUCUUGGUGGGACAGAAGAGACGUUUACCCUGAAUUUCUCCCGGCCUGGAAUGCAGGUGGUAGGACAGUAUUAUAAUUUUAUACGCCUUGGCUUCAACGGGUACCGAGAAAUCAUGGAGAAUUGCCUAGCAAAUGCUCGAUUGUUAAGCACCGCGCUUGAGAACACGGGCUGGUUCCUAUGCAUCAGCGGCAUCCAUCGAAAAAAUGGGAGCUCAAAGGUUGAGCAGACCAACGGGUUGCUGAAAUAUCAGGAAGGCGAAACAUCGGCGGACUAUAAUGCAGGUUUGCCUGUAGUGUCUUUUAGGUUUUCUGAUGAGGUUCAGCAAAAGUACCCGGAUGUGAAGCAGGAGAGCGUCAGUUUAUUGCUUCGUGCGAAGCAGUAUAUCAUCCCAAAUUACCCACUUCCGCCGGCGGAGGAUAAGACUGAAACCCUGCGGAUAGUUGUACGUGAAAGUAUGUCUGCAGAUCUCAUCGACAGACUUGUAGCAGACAUCGUGGCUGUUACCGAGAGGCUCAUGGCCUCAGAGCCGGUGGAUGUGGCAGCACUUCAAACAGGCCCAACCUCAAUCGCGAGACGGCUUGUAUCGACGGUGUUGGAGAAUAAAAGUGCCAUUUCUUCUAUCGGAAUGAUUUUUGCCUGGAACAGAGGAGGAUGCCACUAA
Messenger RNA from Histoplasma mississippiense, 1653 nucleotides. Its product is annotated as glutamate decarboxylase. The record is from RefSeq and is a predicted model, not a curated record. Gene Ontology annotation, biological process: L-glutamate catabolic process. Lineage: Eukaryota; Fungi; Ascomycota; Eurotiomycetes; Onygenales; Ajellomycetaceae. Gene Ontology annotation, molecular function: pyridoxal phosphate binding; glutamate decarboxylase activity. The transcript has 6 exons. Gene Ontology annotation, cellular component: cytosol. Bases 1 to 1653 code for a protein of 550 amino acids.